Molecule: messenger RNA, 2343 nt
Organism: Acanthochromis polyacanthus (spiny chromis)
Lineage: Eukaryota; Metazoa; Chordata; Actinopteri; Pomacentridae
Gene: alg2
Product: ALG2 alpha-1,3/1,6-mannosyltransferase
Exons: 7
Coding region: 391-1632 (413 amino acids)
Molecular function (GO): GDP-Man:Man(1)GlcNAc(2)-PP-Dol alpha-1,3-mannosyltransferase activity; alpha-1,3-mannosyltransferase activity
Source: RefSeq, a predicted model, not a curated record
UGAGAAGGAAAAAAGCCCGUCAUCGGGUCACGGCGCCGACCGGAUGCCCGUCUUAGAGAAUGACGUCAUGCGCGUCCUACUCCAGCAGCUUUACUGUGCACACCUGGGACACGGCACCAUAUUGAUGCUGACCCUGGGUUUCUCCUGACUGCAGUCACAUUCGUAUUUGGCUGGACAUUCUGCACUAUGAAUCCACAUACUAUACUGGUCCCAACCUGUAGAGGGCUGCACUUUAUCCCAGCUGACAUGGCAAGAAACCAACACAAGUCACACUGUGUACUUUUCUUCACAUCAUACAGGGAGGCUGAUGUGACAGCAGAGGCCGGGUUUGCCACGAACACUCUCUCGGAAAGCAGAGCCAUAGCAACAGAAUGAAUUAAUGAACAGGACAUGAAUGCUACGUUUAACACAAGGAUGGUGCGGGUGGUGUUUCUGCAUCCAGACCUUGGUAUUGGUGGAGCUGAGCGGCUGGUGGUGGAUGCCGCCGUUGCUCUGAAGUCUCAGGGAUGCAGCGUUCAGAUCUGGACGGCCCACUAUGACCCAGCACACUGCUUCUCUGAGACCCUGGACCCAGACCUGCCUGUGGAGUGUGUGGGCGAUUGGUUGCCCACCAGUGUGUUUGGCUACCUGCAUGCCCUGUGUGCCUACCUGAGGAUGAUCUAUGUCGCUUUCUACCUGGUGUUCCUCAGCGGGGUGGAGUACGACGUCAUCUUCUGUGAUCAGGUGUCGGUGUGCAUCCCGGUGCUGCGACUGUCCCGCCACAGGAAGAAGGUUCUGUUCUACUGUCACUUCCCAGACCAGCUGCUGACCCAGAGGAAGUCGGCCCUGAAGAAGCUUUACCGAGCUCCCAUCGACUGGAUGGAGGAACGCACCACGGGCAUGGCUGAUAUGAUUCUGGUAAACAGCCAGUUCACCGCAGGCAUCUUCAGGGAGACCUUUCGUAGUCUGAGCGGAGUCCAGACAGACGUCCUCUAUCCCUCCCUCAACACGAGAACCUUUGACCAGCCGCCCGCCGAAGCUCAAGGCCUGGAAGGGCUCCUCCCUGAGGGAACCUCCUGCCUGUUUCUCUCUCUGAACCGAUAUGAGAGGAAGAAGAAUUUGGGCCUGGCUCUGGAGGCUCUGGCAGCCCUGAGGAGCGGCCUCCCUGCAGGCCUGAGCGCCGGCGUUCACCUGGUGGUGGCGGGAGGCUACGACGACCGAGUUACUGAGAACGUUCAGCACUACACUGAACUCAAAGAGCUAGCAGCGCGGCUCCACUUGGAGGACUGUGUCACCUUUCUGCGUUCCCCCUCCGACUCCAUGAAGGUGGCGCUGCUUCGAGGGAGCGCCGCGGUGCUCUACACCCCCAGCAGAGAGCAUUUUGGGAUAGUUCCCGUGGAGGCCAUGUACUGCUGCUGCCCCGUUAUCGCGGUGAACUCUGGGGGUCCCCUGGAGAGCGUGGCAGACGGGGAGACGGGUUUUCUUUGCGAGCCCACGGCCGAGGCCUUCUCCGGGGCCAUGGAGAGGCUGGUGAGGCAGCCCAACCUCCGCAGGGACAUGGGACAAGCUGGGAGGAAGAGGGUGCGAGAUAAGUUCUCUCUUCAGGCCUUUUCAGACCAGCUGUACGGCUACGUUGUCACACUGAGCCAGUGAUGUGAAGGCUGCAGGAGAGGCAGCGUGAAGAACGAUCCUCUGCUGAACUUUGAAACUGACUGGAUUCUCCUAACAGAGGAUGUAUGUGUUUAUGUGCAGGGAUGUAGGGGGGUAUUAUGAGGACUUAGAGAACAAUUAAUCAGCAUUCCCCUGGAGGGGUUGCUGCGAGGGGGGAAAAAAGGACGGAAUCUCUGUACCAAUUAAGAAAAGAGUAACGAGUUUACCUGUCCUAUCUCUGGAAAAAAUAACUCCCCCUGCAAGUGUGCACGUGGCAACCAGGAGCCGCGCAAAUGAAAAGGAUUGAUUGUUAGAGUGAAAUGCUCUGCACUGUGUGUGUGUGUUUUCACAACAGUAGUCUUUGUCUUUGUGUGUUUUGGGGACGAAGACCAGGAAUGUAGUUAUCACACUCUCAGAUCGAUGGGCGGGAUGCUUUCCACUACUUCCUGUCCGCCCAGAGCUUUGUUCCCCUCGUCGCAUUCAGAAGACGCUGGCCUGUCCAUGACUCCUGCCGCCGCGUGGAGGUUAUUAGCAGAUGAUAGAGAGUGUUUGGCUUUAUUAGAGGUCUGGCUGAUGGGCAGUGCGCCUCUGUCUGGGUCAUUAUCAACGAGGAGAAUAGCAGAAGGUCAUUGUGUCUGGCCUCCUCAGCCUUCCUACUGUAUAGAAAUGCUCUUAUUGACAUUCCUGAAGUCUUAAUAAACACGAGCAAACAUA